Messenger RNA from Choloepus didactylus (southern two-toed sloth), 953 nucleotides. It is a transcript of the gene TIMM17B, whose product is annotated as translocase of inner mitochondrial membrane 17B. NCBI's taxonomy places the organism in Eukaryota, Metazoa, Chordata, Mammalia, Pilosa, Megalonychidae. Gene Ontology annotation, molecular function: transmembrane protein transporter activity. The transcript is spliced from 4 exons. The coding region runs from base 41 to 667 and encodes 208 amino acids. Gene Ontology annotation, biological process: protein import into mitochondrial matrix. Gene Ontology annotation, cellular component: mitochondrial inner membrane; TIM23 mitochondrial import inner membrane translocase complex. The record is from RefSeq and is a predicted model, not a curated record.
CUCGGCGGCGCGGUGGACCGACGACGAAGCCUAGCGGCCAAUGAGAGCACGCCCUGCGCCUGACGCCAGGCGAAGUGACCCAACCCCCGUCCGGGAAUCGGUGGAGAGCUCGGGCUCUGGUGUGCGUUGCCACUGGGGGCGUGGCCCGGCCGGACGCCGGCGCCAUGGAGGAGUACGCUCGGGAGCCUUGGGAAUUCAGCACCGCUUGAGAGGUAGUGCCAGCGCUGUGAGGAUUCGAGCUCCUCAGAUUGGAGGUAGUUUUGCUGUGUGGGGUGGCCUGUUCUCCACCAUCGACUGCGGCCUGGUGUGGCUGUGGGGCAAGGAGGAUCCCUGGAAUUCCAUCACCAGUGGAGCUCUGACUGGGGCUGUAUUGGCUGCCCACAGUGAGUGCCCCAUCCCGGAGCCCCAGCCUCUUCUGCUCUCCUCUGCCUCUUCUCACCCCCCCCCGCGCCCCCUUGCUCCUGCAGGUGGCCCAUUGGCCAUGAUGGGCUCAGCAAUGAUGGGGGGCAUCCUGUUGGCCCUCAUUGAGGGGGUCGGCGUCCUUCUCACCCACUACACCACCCAGCAGUUCCGCAAUUCGCCCCCAUUCCUGGACGACCCCAGCCAGCUGCCCCCCAAGGAGGGUGCCCCUGCCCCAGGCUAUCCCAGCUAUCAGCAGUACCACUGAGGAAGUACCCGCCUAACACCUCCACUGUGGGAGCCCCUCCUUGGGCCCCUCCCCGAUGAUCUACCUCGAAGGGAGGGCUGGCUCCCAGUUGGCCCCGGGACCCUCUGGAAAGGGCUUCUCCUCUGCUGCUUUGUCCCAGGGUGGGGGUGGGGCACCCCAGCUGCCCUGACAGAUGGGUCCCCUUUUUCUCUCUCAGGGCACCCCAUCCCCUCAUCCACAUGUAACAAGCUCUCACCCCAGCCCCUUUGGCGCCCUGAUGAGUAUUUAAAGCUAGUUGUGAAAUGCC